This is a messenger RNA of Acomys russatus (golden spiny mouse), 3001 nucleotides long. It is a transcript of the gene Arel1, whose product is annotated as apoptosis resistant E3 ubiquitin protein ligase 1. Gene Ontology annotation, biological process: positive regulation of protein catabolic process; protein polyubiquitination; proteasome-mediated ubiquitin-dependent protein catabolic process. The coding region runs from base 96 to 2567 and encodes 823 amino acids. The transcript is spliced from 19 exons. Gene Ontology annotation, molecular function: ubiquitin-protein transferase activity. Lineage: Eukaryota; Metazoa; Chordata; Mammalia; Rodentia; Muridae. The record is from RefSeq and is a predicted model, not a curated record.
CCUGCUUUGGUGAAUAACUUGGUUCUCAGAACAUGGGCCCUCGUUUAAAGCUGCAGCUGUGAUCCUCGGCUCUCUGCUGGCAUUGAAGAGACCUGAUGUUUUACGUUAUUGGUGGAAUCACAGUGUCUGUGGUUGCAUUCUUCUUCACAAUUAAGUUCCUCUUUGAGCUUGCCGCACGUGUAGUCAGCUUUCUUCAGAAUGAAGACCGUGAGCGCCGAGGGGACCGGACUAUUUAUGACUACGUGCGGGGAAAUUACCUGGAUCCCCGGUCCUGCAAAGUGUCCUGGGAUUGGAAGGACCCCUAUGAGGUGGGCCACAGCAUGGCCUUCCGAGUGCAUUUGUUCUAUAAGAAUGGACAGCCUUUCCCCGCACAUCGGCCCGUGGGACUGCGAGUUCACAUCGCUCACGUCGAACUAGCAGUGGAAAUUCCAGUGACCCAGGAAGUCCUCCAGGAGCCAAAUUCCAAUGUGGUAAAGGUGGCCUUCACUGUGCGCAAGGCUGGGCGCUACGAGAUUACUGUGAAGCUCGGUGGAUUAAACGUGGCCUACAGUCCUUACUACAAAAUAUUUCAGCCUGGAAUGGUGGUUCCUUCCAAAACCAAAAUUGUGUGCCAUUUUUCUACUCUCGUAUUGACCUGUGGGCAGCCGCACACUCUGCAAAUAGUGCCCCGGGAUGAGUAUGACAACCCAACCAGCAACUCCACGUCCCUGCGAGAUGAGCACAACUACAGCCUGUCCAUUCAUGAGCUUGGUCCUGAAGAAGAAGAGAAUAAUGAAGUCUCAUUUGAGAAGUCAGUGACGUCCAACAGGCAAACAUGUCAGGUGUUCUUGCGGCUCACCCUGCAUUCUCGAGGUUGCUUCCAUGCCUGUAUUUCAUACCAGAAUCAACCCAUCAAUAAUGGCGAAUUUGACAUUAUUGUCCUGAGUGAUGCUGAGAGGAACAUCGUUGAGCGCAACGUGUCCACCUCAGGAGUGAGCAUUUACUUUGAGGCUUACCUUUAUAAUGCUAACAACUGUGCCAGCACCCCUUGGCAUCUUCCUCCCAUGCACAUGAGCUCUUCUCAGCGCCGGCCCUCCACUGCUAUUGAGGAGGAUGAUGAAGACUCGCCCUCGGAGUGCCACACCCCUGAGAAGGUGAAGAAACCGAAGAAGGUGUACUGCUAUGUGUCACCAAAGCAAUUCUCAGUGAAGGAAUUCUACCUGAAAAUCAUCCCCUGGCGCCUCUACACCUUCCGAGUGUGCCCUGGGACAAAAUUUUCGUACCUUGGCCCUGACCCCGUUCAUAAGCUGCUCACGCUGGUGGUGGAUGAUGGCAUUCAGCCUCCUGUGGAGCUAAGCUGCAAGGAGAGGAACAUUCUAGCAGCCACUUUCAUUCGUUCCCUGCACAAGAACAUUGGAGGCUCCGAGACCUUUCAAGACAAGGUGAACUUUUUCCAGCGAGAGCUUCGGCAGGUCCAUAUGAAGAGACCUCAUUCCAAAGUCACCCUGAAGGUCAGCAGACAUGCCUUGUUGGAAUCGUCUUUGAAGGCCACUCGGAACUUUUCCAUCUCAGAUUGGAGCAAGAACUUUGAAGUGGUUUUCCAGGAUGAAGAAGCUUUGGACUGGGGAGGGCCUCGCCGGGAGUGGUUUGAGCUAAUCUGCAAAGCACUGUUUGACACCACCAGUCAGCUCUUCACCCGGUUCAGUGACAACAACCAAGCUCUGGUGCAUCCUAAUCCUAACCGCCCGGCUCACCUGCGCCUGAAGAUGUAUGAGUUUGCAGGCCGCCUGGUAGGCAAGUGUUUGUAUGAGUCUUCACUAGGAGGAGCUUACAAGCAACUGGUCCGUGCCCGUUUCACUCGGUCUUUCCUGGCCCAGAUCAUAGGACUCCGUAUGCAUUACAAGUACUUUGAAACAGAUGACCCAGAAUUCUAUAAGUCCAAAGUGUGCUUUAUCCUCAACAAUGACAUGAGUGAGAUGGAGCUGGUCUUUGCAGAAGAGAAAUACAACAAAUCAGGUCAACUGGAUAAGAUUGUAGAACUAAUGACAGGUGGAGCUCAAACCCCAGUAACCAACACAAACAAAAUCUUCUAUUUAAACUUGCUAGCCCAGUAUCGGCUGGCCAGUCAAGUGAAAGACGAGGUGGAACAUUUCCUAAAAGGCUUGAAUGAGUUGGUUCCUGAGAACCUUUUGGCUAUUUUUGAUGAGAACGAGCUUGAGCUGCUGAUGUGUGGAACUGGAGACAUCAGUGUGUCUGAUUUCAAAGCCCAUGCUGUUGUGGUUGGCGGAUCCUGGCAUUUCAGAGAAAAGGUCAUGAGGUGGUUCUGGACUGUGGUUUCCAGUCUGACCCAGGAGGAAUUGGCUCGGCUGCUUCAGUUUACAACAGGUUCCUCUCAGCUCCCACCUGGAGGCUUUGCUGCCCUCUGUCCCUCAUUUCAGAUUAUUGCUGCUCCAACCCACAGCACGCUUCCUACUGCACACACAUGUUUUAACCAACUGUGCCUCCCUACAUAUGACUCAUAUGAAGAGGUGCACAGGAUGCUACAGUUGGCCAUCAGCGAGGGUUGCGAGGGCUUUGGCAUGCUCUGACCACUCCUCUGUCACCUGCUUGGCUCCCAUGCUCUCUAAAGCAUCUGGACACAUGUUAACAAGCAUAACCACUGACCUUAGCACAUGUAACCAUUAGCCAGAAGAGACUGCAUGCUCCCUUUGUCUGGAGUGUUCUGUCAUCGACAAGCAUUGUUCUUACCUCACCCUCUGUGUCCAUAUUUACCACAGGCCUUGGGCACGUGGUACCUAUCUGAGCUCUAUUCAGUCAUGAGGAGAGGACCGUGCUGCUGCCAUUUCAUUUGGUCCUUUGAGAAUCUCUGUGGCUAAAUCUGCCUCAGUGACUUGGAGAGAUGGUUGACACAGAGGACUUGAUUCUGUUGGAAAGCUGUCACGCUGAGACCCUUAAGCCAUGCCUUGUUCCAGCACACUCUGCUCCUUGGAAAUACCCUCCUUGAUCUCACUACUUGACCAGA